CCUAGCAGUCAUUUAAUCACAUGGAACAAUGGCAGGGUCCCAGGAACAGAAUGGCAAAAGGGUAAUAGCAGGACUAAAACACUCAGGCAUUCAUUACAACACUCAUUAUCGAAGCUAUUUCCCAUCUGGAACAAAGGCCUAAAAUCCCCUGUUACCAACUUCAGGGACAAUGUAGUCAUCGGCAGUUUAAGGCAGGACACCCAUGCAGUAGCUCCUGAGGUGUUUUGGAGCAUUACACUAGUAUAAAGGCCAGAAGUCAGCACAAUAAUUUCAUUUUAAAAUGUUUCAGGCCAUCUUCUAUUUCACUUUAAGCAUUACAGAUGGAUAAAGGAUAGACCCCAGUGGCAAACAAUUAAAUCUCUUUCUUUUACAGAGUCACUCCCUCCUUCGCUCCCUUCCUCUCCUUUUCACUUCAAACAAAUUAGAGGCAAAUCCACUUGGUCAUGUGUUUUGACAGGAAGACUCAUUCAAAUAGUCAACGUGAGGGAGAGAUACUGCUGCAGGGACGCAUACGAUAAGAUCAACACAAGUAUUCCCCCCUUUCAGUUUUCAAGGAUUAUCUGCUUUCCUGACAUCUCUCCAUUAGUGACCAUACCUAACAACCAUCGCCAUGGGUGAAAUGGAGCAAUUGCGAAAGGAGGCGGACAGUCUCAAAGACCAGAUCACUGCAGCUCGUAAGGCGGUGCAGGACACCUCACUGCAGGAGGCAGCAGGUGGGAUCACCGUGGUGGGGCGUGUCCAGAUGAAGACCAGGAAAACGCUAAGGGGUCACCUUGCCAAGAUCUACGCCAUGCACUGGUCUACUGACUCCAAGCUCUGUGUCAGUGCCUCACAAGAUGGAAAACUCAUAGUGUGGGACAGUAUCACAACCAACAAGGUGAAUGCCAUCCCACUCAAGUCAUCGUGGGUGAUGACUUGCGCCUAUGCACCUUCGGGAAACCUAGUGGCUUGUGGCGGUCUGGACAACAUGUGCUCCAUCUACAAUCUCAAGGGCAAGGAUGGGAAUGUCAAGGUCAUGCGUGAGCUGGCAGCACACACAGGAUACCUGUCCUGCUGUCGUUUCCUUAGUGACACCGAGAUCAUCACCAGCUCCGGCGACUGCACUUGCGUACUAUGGGACAUUGAGACAGGAACCCAGAAGACCAUCUUUGCAGGACACCAGGGAGACUGCAUGUCUCUGGCCGUGUCCCCAGACUUCAAUUUUUUCAUCUCAGGGGCGUGUGACUUCACGGCCAAGCUGUGGGACAUCAGGGAGGGCGCAUGCAGACAGACCUUUGGAGGGCAUGAGAGCGACAUCAAUGCAAUUGGGUUCUUCCCCAAUGGUAACGCAGUGAUAACCGGGUCAGAUGAUGCUACUUGUAAGUUGUACGACCUGCGAGCUGACCAGGAGCUCAUCACCUACCAGGACUCCAGCAUCAUGUGCGGGGUGACCUCCCUGGCACCCUCCCUGUCUGGACGCCUGUUACUGGCUGGCUAUGAUGACUUCAAUGUCAACAUCUGGGACGCGCUCAAAUCUGAGAGAGUGGGAGUGCUGGCUGGUCAUGACAACAGAGUGAGCUGUAUCGGCGUAUCCACAGAUGGCAUGGCGUGUUGCACAGGAUCCUGGGACAGCUUCCUCAAGAUAUGGAACUGAGGCUGUUCCUCACCAGUGAGCAGAAAGGGAGCAGUUAACAUCUGCCGGGGAGAAAGUGAAGAAGAUAAAAAAGAAAUUGGAGUUUGAGGGAGGGAUGAGGGACGAGGAGCCACAUAGGGUGAGAAGAGGGUAUUUUAAUUGUGCCAAGUCUUAUCUGAUGUUGGAGAGGAGUUGUAGUGUGAAGAUUCUCUCCUCUCUCUGUCACAUUGCGCUCUCAGCUUUCUUCUCACGUUAUGGGGGAAUUUGGGGUGGGACACUGGGUGGGUGGGUCUCAGAAAAGACCAUUCCUCUUAAUAGUGAAUUAUAUUGCGGUUCAAAUCAGUAACAUGCACAUUUAUCGCAGCAAUUCAAAGAUCACCCAAUGAGAACAGUUGCCAAAUGGAAAUGGUAGCACACUGGAUGAGAUAGAAUUGAAUAUGUGUCAAGUUACGGUCUGUGUAGGUUCACACUAGCUCUACUAAUAUGCUGUGUUUUAUAUCAAAGCAUAAGUUAUGUCAUAUGAAUAAUACGAGCAUUUGCAUUUUUGUUUCAGACUGUUGUUUGUUUUUAGUUUUGUAGAUUCCCUAGAUGCUUACAGUUACAUUCUUUUCAUUUUCUAAUUUUAAUUAUAAUGGAGUUAUAGUUUGCAGAUGUCUACAUUAGUGUUUGAGUUUUUUUUGUAUGUGAUUGAUGGACAAUAUUUACCAGGAUUUGGGGUCUCAUCAUUUGCACUAACCCCCAGGUUAGACCUGAAAAGUGCUUUGGGUAAAUUGUUGAACUGACAGAUGGGAUAAUAAAAUGGUUUUUAUGGUUCAUUAAGCACUAACAAAAAAGAUGACCCAUUUGUCUCAGGACAGGACUCUUUGUAUGAGUGUUUUUUUUUUUUUCCUUGGAUAACUGCUAUUGUGUGCAUAUGAGCAAUACAUCUGAAUCUGUAUAUAAGAGCUUACCAUUUCCUCUGCAUGAUAACAGAUAAACUUGAAGUAAAGUUUGUGUAAAUACAAAAACAGAAAGAAAAAAAACAACAAUCUCCAAGCUCUGACUAGAAUUUGGACAACCUCUUUUCCAGCACUUGGAUACACACUGUGCAAAGUAAAGCAAUACUACCUUUCUUAAAGACUGUCUAAUAAACGUGGG
Molecule: messenger RNA, 2749 nt
Organism: Seriola aureovittata
Lineage: Eukaryota; Metazoa; Chordata; Actinopteri; Carangiformes; Carangidae
Gene: gnb3a
Product: guanine nucleotide binding protein (G protein), beta polypeptide 3a
Exons: 9
Coding region: 611-1633 (340 amino acids)
Biological process (GO): G protein-coupled receptor signaling pathway
Cellular component (GO): heterotrimeric G-protein complex; cytoplasm
Molecular function (GO): signaling receptor complex adaptor activity; protein binding
Source: RefSeq, a predicted model, not a curated record